Sporothrix brasiliensis 5110 is the source of this 795-nucleotide messenger RNA. RefSeq lists its product as uncharacterized. The record is from RefSeq and is a predicted model, not a curated record. The coding region runs from base 1 to 795 and encodes 264 amino acids. NCBI's taxonomy places the organism in Eukaryota, Fungi, Ascomycota, Sordariomycetes, Ophiostomatales, Ophiostomataceae. Gene Ontology annotation, molecular function: oxidoreductase activity. The transcript has a single exon.
AUGCCUGUUAUCAAGGGUAGUAACAUCGUCGUCACCGGCGCCGCGUCCGGCAUUGGCCUGGCCACCGCCCAGCUCCUCGCCAAGCAGGGCGCCAACCUGUCUCUGGCCGAUGUCCAGGUCGACCUGCUCAAGGAGGCCGUUGCUCUCGCGGAGGCGGAUGCCAAGGCGGCCGGCCACACCAUCAAGGUCCACUCGGCCGUUGUCGACGUCCGCGACCGCAAGGCCGUUGACGCCUGGAUCGCCGACGCCGUGGCUGCGCUGGGCCGCCUCGACGGGGCCGCCAACAUUGCUGGCGUUUUCAAGUCCAACUACAAGAACAGUGUGGCCGACGAGGACGAGGACAACUGGGACUUUACCAUUGCCGUAAACCUGACGGGUCUGAUGCACUGCAUGCGUGCGCAGACGGCCAGCAUGCGCGAAAAGGGCAUCCAUGGGGACGCGUCGAUUGUCAACGCGGCCAGCAUCAUGGGCAUCAUGGGCGCCAUCGGUUCGGCCGCCUACUGCAGCUCCAAGCACGGCGUCGUGGGCCUGACGCGGUCGACGUGCAAGGAGGUCGGCAAGCAGGGCAUCCGCGUGAACUGCGUGGCGCCCGGGUUCGUGGACACGCCGAUGCUGCGGGCGUCGUUGGCGGCCCGUGGCGGCAAGUCGACAGCGACGACGGCGCCCGAGGCGGUGGCCGUGGGCCGGACGGGCCAGCCGUCCGAGGUGGCCGAGGUGGUUGUGUUUUUGCUGAGCAGCAAUGCGAGCUACGUGAGCGGACAGUGCAUCUCGGUCGACGGCGGCUGGAACUGCUGA